This is a messenger RNA of Tachyglossus aculeatus (Australian echidna), 2460 nucleotides long. RefSeq names its product chromosome 11 C17orf113 homolog (gene C11H17orf113). Bases 367 to 2454 code for a protein of 695 amino acids. NCBI's taxonomy places the organism in Eukaryota, Metazoa, Chordata, Mammalia, Monotremata, Tachyglossidae. The record is from RefSeq and is a predicted model, not a curated record. The transcript has 2 exons.
CUGUCUGCACCCCCCAGGCUCCCACCCCAUUCCUUCAGCAGUGGGAAUUGGGAAUGGUGGAGUGCGUCUUCGGGGGUGGGGGGGAUAGAUGCCAGAUGUAACCCUCCUCCCUAGCCACUGCGGCCUCCACCCACCCUCCCCAAAUAACCCCUCAAGCUGCAGGUGUCCCCUAACCCCUCUCCCGUUGUCUCUUUUGUCCCCAGUCCCGGCCCGGUGGAGCUUUAAUAGAAUUUGCUUGUUGGGGUAGCCGGCUCCUGUCCCCGGACCUGCCCCCUCACCACCCUCUCCUCUCCCCCUCUCUCCCCCGCUGCCCGAGGUGGGGGGGGAGGGCGGAGGGGGGGUUGGGAAGGGGGCAGGGCCGGCGCUAUGGUCCCUCCGGGGAAGAAGCCAGCCGGGGAGGCCUCGAACUCGAACAAGAAGUGCAAGCGCUACUUCAACGAGCACUGGAAAGAGGAGUUUGCCUGGCUGGAGUUCGACUACGCCCGCAAGCUCAUGUUCUGCGGCGAGUGCCGGCAGGCCCUGGUCCGCAACAAGCACGGCAAGGCCGAGAACGCUUUCACCGUGGGCACCGACAACUUCCAGCGCCACGCCCUGCUCCGCCACGUCACGUCGGGCGCCCACCGCCAGGCCCUGGCCGUCAACCGCGAGCAGCCCGCCUGCGACGUCCCCGGGGGCCGCCCGGACCCUCCCACCGCCCCCGCCGCCGUCAAGGCGGAGGUGAACCCGGCCAAGGUGGCCGUGCUGACCACGGUCUACUGGAUGGCCAAAGAGGAGAUCCCGGAUGACCGGUGCCUCUCGCUGCUCGAGUUCCAGAAGUUCAACCUGUGCCAGGCCCUGCUGGACUCCGAGCAAGGCGACUCCUACCACCCGGGCAGCGUCAGAGAGAUGCAGGAGGCCAUCGUGAAGGUCCUGCACGACGAGGACCGCCACCGGCUGCGGGCGUCACCCUUCGUCGGCCUAGUGGUGGAUGAGACGGUGGACAUCCUGGAGCACCGGACGCUGGUCCUGUUCACCUGCACGGUGUCGCCCUGCGACGGGCAGACGGCCGUCACCUACCUGGGCAGCUUUGAGCUCCAGCCGGGGGAGGUGACGGCGGCCGUGGCCGCGGACCGCUUGGUCGAGGUCCUGCGGGCCUUCCGGGUGCCUCCGUCCAAGGUGGCCUGGCUGAGCUCGGAUGGCUCGGCCCUCACGGCCGCCCGGCUGACCGGCGUGGGCCCCCGCCUGAUGGCCGCCUGCCCCCUCCUGACUGAGCUGCACUGCCUCCCGCCCCGCGGGGCUCUGCCCCCCGGUCCCGGGGAUGCCAUCCGACGCUACGAGACCACGGUGGACGCCGUCUACCGCCUCUACGCCGGGGCCCGGGGGGACGGUCGGUGCCCGCCAGAGCUGCGGGCCGUGCUGGAGCGGGCCGAGCUGGAGCCGGACGGGGAGGUGCCCUGGACGUCCGUGUUCCCCGCUGUCCGGGCCGUGGAUGCCGCCUGGCCCAGCCUGGUCCUGUGGCUCGAGGACGCGGCGGGGACCUCGGCCGUGGCGCCCGCCCUGGGGGCUGAGCUGAAGCAGUUCUGCUUCGUGGCCUUCACCAAGGUCCUGCUGGACGCCCUAGACGCUCUGCGGAAGCUGGGCCGCCUGUUCCAGCGAGACGGGCCCGACCUGGCCCAGGUCAAGCCGGCCGUGGUGGCCACGGUGGCCGCUCUGCAGGCCCAGAAGGCCGCCGGGGGCCCCCACUUCCAGGGGUUCCUGCAGGAGGUGAGCCGGCGGCCGGCAGCGGGGGUGACCGGAGGAGGCGGGGGCAGCGGUGGUGGCGGCGGGGCGGGUGAAGGCCGUUUCUUCUACAAGGGGGUGGAGCUGGCCGGUUGCUCACGGGCCCAGCUGAAGAGCUUCGAGCGUCUUCGUGAGACGUACCUGGAAGGCACCCGUGGCCGCCUGUUGGACCGCUUCCCUGCCGCCGCGCUGGACGCCGUGGACUCGCUGGCCGCCGUCUUCAGCCCCGAGCGCUACCCACGGGCGCUGGAGGAGCUCGGCGGCUAUGGAGAGGGCGCCCUGCGGGCCUUGCUGGCCGCCUACGCCCCCGCAGUGGUCAGCGAGCGGGCGCUGAGCGACUUCCCCCUCUUCAAGCGGGUGGUGCACAGCCUGGGGCCGCUCAGCCUGAGGGAGCUGUGCUCCACGCUGGCCCGCGCCCGCUCCGAGAUGCAUGAGCUGUUCCCCGACUUCGCCGCCCUGGCCGCGCUGGCCCUGGCCGCUCCCGCCAGCGCCGCGCUGGCCCUCAAGGUGGGGAGGAGUCGGGCCCUGCGACGGCGCUGGAGGGGGAAGCAGCAUCAGCAACAGCAGCUGCGGCGGAGAGAGGGCCCCGGGCCGGCCCUCAAGAUCGCCGUGGACGGCCCCGCGGUGCCCGACUUCAACUUUGGGCUGGCGGUCGAGUACUUUGAGGGGGCGCGGGGGCGCGGCGGGGGCAAGUGACCAACA